This is a messenger RNA of Glycine soja, 764 nucleotides long. RefSeq lists its product as uncharacterized. NCBI's taxonomy places the organism in Eukaryota, Viridiplantae, Streptophyta, Magnoliopsida, Fabales, Fabaceae. The record is from RefSeq and is a predicted model, not a curated record. The transcript is spliced from 3 exons. Bases 74 to 601 code for a protein of 175 amino acids.
GGCAUAUUAUUGUUCUAUCACAUCCUCUUCUCUUGCUUGCGCUUCUAUUCUACACUGUAUCAGGGGAAUCAUCAUGACCAAAAACUAUGGCUUCCUUAUCUGCAUACUUGUCAUUGUCUUGGAUAUUGUUGCUGGCAUACUCGGAAUUGAGGCAGAAAUAGCUCAAAACAAGGAGAAGCACAUGUGGGUGUGGAUAUUUGAGUGUAGGUACCCAAGCUAUCAAGCUUUCAAGCUAGGAUUGGCAGCUGCCACAUUCUUGGCACUUGCUCAUGUAAUUGCUAACUUGCUUGGCGGAUGCAUUUGUGUUUGGUCUAAAGAACAAUACCUAUCCGCCACAGCAAAUAGGAAAUUAGCAGUGGCUUUUCUAAUUUUCUCGUGGGUGGUGUUAGCCGUUGCAUUGUCCAUGCUCAUGAUAGGCACAUUAGCAAACUCAAGAUCCAGAAAAUCUUGUGGCAUGUUUAGCCGUCAUUUCCUAUCCAUAGGAGGCAUUCUGUGUUUCAUCCACGGAUUGUUCACUGUUCCCUAUUACGUUUCUGCCACAGCUACCAAAAGGGAUGAAAAGAGGCCUGAAAAUGCCAGCCACACACUUGAUCAUCUCUAGUUAAUUUCCAAAAUCAAAAUACUAAUUGCUAAGUGUACAUUUUUUUUAUGUCCUUUUAUGUUUAACUAAUUACACAAAUUGUUUGACUGAAUGGAGAGGUCCAUUUUUAACUGAUGUACAAACAAUUAAUGUUAAAGUAAUUAGCAGGAGGCAAAAAUAUCAA